CUUCUGCGUGUUGCUGUGGGUGGAUGCUCAGCUCCUGUUUUUGGCAAUGUGUUCCCGCCGAAGGCGUGUUCCGCAAAAGUGCUGUGCUUGCGAAUGUUUAGAACCCACCAGGUGCUUGGGUCUCAGGCAGCUCCAAAGCCAGAUCUGCAUUAGUACAGAAAAGACUUAAAAUAGAAAGAACGCUCUUAAAUCAUGUCAGCAGCAUACUUGAGUCAGUUGCAGCACAAUUUUAGACUGGCUUUAUAGGGCUUACACAGAAGGUGUUUGUGUUUAUUAUGAAUACUUUGGGUCCCCAUAGUUUUUGUUUUUAGAGGGUUUGAGCUGCUGGUAAUACUUUCCUUGCUUGAAGGAAAUAUUUACAUAAAUGCUUUUCUUAGUUCACGUCCCGAGUUCCCCAUUAGUUUUGGUAAUGCAGCUCUUUCCAUGCAUGUGAGAGAAAAUACAGACCUCACAAAGACAGCAUCUUCUAGCAUGGGUAUAUAUAGACAUUAUUAUCCCAUCCUGAAAAAAAUCUCUUAACUUUGUUUAAGAAACACUUACAUUGUAUCACUUCAAAAAACUAUUGGUCUGUAUCUUCACAAGUAGGGUUUGUUAGUGUAUUUGCACAAAUUGCAUUUCAGCAGAUAAUGGGAAAGUUCAGGUAUUUUCAGGGAAAAAAAAAAAACCAAACUGGGAAAGGGGGCACCCUUGUUUCCAGUUUCUAACAUGAGCCUGGUACAUGAAGAUCAGAACUGACAAUUUUUUUCUCUAUUCUAUACUGUAUAUAACCUGACAGUUGGAAGGAAGACUGAAGAAUACCUAAUGCAGGUUUAAUGCUAUUUUUGCCCAUUGUUACUGCAUGGGUCAUGUGUCCCUUGGAAUUUAGAGACCCUGCUUCUGUGCAGAUGUAGGAUCUUAGUCUGCAAAAGAUUAAUGUGGAGAGUUGGACUGAUUGCACACAUGACAUUUGGUUCUUCCGAAUCUAGACAGUUGGUAACUACAUUAGGUACUCGAGAGUAUAAGGAAAGUAGUGCUGUUGGAAACAAAGACACAAAAGUAGCAUGUAGUAUUUCAGAGAAGCCUGUGUUGUGUAGAAUUUGUGGCAGUAUUAACAAUAAAUGGUGCAUUUUGUGGUCCUUUCAACUUGGUGACUGAAGAUUUUGGGACUUCCGAAGAAAUGUCAUGAGGGGAAGUUUCUUUGCUCUGAGGGCUCCUGAUAAAUCUGUAUUGCAGUUGCAUGCUGAAACCAGAAUUUCUUUGAUAGAUUUGAGAUUCUCUCAAUUUUUUUUCCAUGUUAAAUGUCUGAAUGAAAGAGACAUCUGUCAGUCUUCAUAUGGCAGAUUGUCCCUUGGUUGGGAACAUAAACUGGAACAUAGGAAACUAGGUUCAAAGUUCUUUCUCAAAUAUCCCAGGUAGUCAUUAGGACCAGUUACUUCAGAAAUGGACACAAAACUUUCUGAAGCCCUGGGAAAGGUGCAUAUGGAGUGACUGACUGAGCUUCCAGUAUACUUCCAGAUUAGUUUGUCCUACAGUGCAGGUUUCAUUCCUGCUUCUAAAAGACAAGAGAGCUCAUUUCUACCGAGUUGAUUUAGUGAAAAUCAGAAGCAGGACUUUUUUGUGUAGUAAUUAGAAGAGAUGAGGAGAAAAGUCUCUUCAAAUGACAUGGGAAUUCCAUAUAAACAACUGACUGUGGGUGUCCCCAAGGAGAUAUUUGAGAAUGAGAAGAGAGUGGCUCUGUCACCAGCUGGAGUUCAAGCCUUGGUUAAGCAAGGCUUCAAUGUUGUAGUGGAAUCUGGUGCUGGAGAAGCUUCUAAAUUUUCUGAUGACCAUUACAGAGAAGUUGGAGCAAAGAUCCAGGGGACCAAGGAAGUCCUGGCUUCUGAUUUGAUUGUGAAAGUGAGAGCUCCUGUAUAUAACUCAUGUCUAGGUGUACAUGAGGCAGAUCUUUUCAAGCCAGCAGCAACCCUGAUUAGUUUUAUCUACCCAGCACAAAAUCCAGACCUCCUGAAAAAACUUGCAGAAAAAAAAGCUACUGUCUUGGCUAUGGAUCAGGUUCCACGGGUCACCAUUGCUCAGGGAUAUGAUGCACUCAGCUCCAUGGCUAACAUUGCUGGUUACAAGGCUGUGGUCCUGGCAGCAAAUCACUUCGGUCGAUUUUUCACGGGUCAAAUCACAGCUGCUGGUAAAGUUCCUCCAGCAAAGGUGCUGAUCAUUGGAGGAGGGGUUGCUGGCCUGGCUUCUGCAGGAGCAGCAAAAUCGAUGGGUGCAGUGGUUCGUGGAUUUGAUACUAGAGCUGCAGCCCUGGAGCAGUUCAAGUCUCUUGGAGCUGAGCCUUUGGAAGUAGACAUAAAGGAAUCUGGAGAGGGACAAGGUGGUUAUGCUAAAGAAAUGUCCAAAGAAUUUAUUGAAGCUGAAAUGAAACUCUUUGCCAAACAGUGCCAAGAUGUUGAUAUUAUCAUCACUACAGCACUUAUUCCAGGCAAAAAAGCUCCAAUCUUGUUUAAGAAAGAUAUGAUUGAAUCAAUGAAGGAAGGUUCAGUUGUUGUGGAUUUAGCUGCAGAAGCAGGAGGAAAUAUUGAGACUACAAAGCCUGGAGAAAUGUAUGUUCAUAAGGGUGUUACACACAUUGGGUACACAGAUCUGCCUAGCAGAAUGGCUACUCAGGCCAGUACCCUGUAUUCUAAUAAUAUUAUCAAACUUCUAAAAGCUAUUAGUCCUGACAAAGAGAACUUCUACUUUGAUCCAAAAGAUGACUUUGACUAUGGGACUCUGGAUCAUGUUAUUAGAGGAACUGUAGUAAUGAAGGAUGGCAAAGUGAUUUUCCCAGCACCUCCACCAAAUAACAUUCCUCAGGGAGCGCCAGCGAAACAGAAGACUGUAGCAGAGUUGGAAGCAGAAAAAGCAGCUACUGUUACACCUUUUAGAAAAACCAUGACUACUGCAUCUAUAUACACAGCAGGUUUAGCUGGUAUGUUAGGACUGGGCAUUGUAGCACCUAAUGCUGCUUUCACACAGAUGGUGACGACGUUUGGCCUCUCUGGGAUAGUGGGGUAUCACACAGUCUGGGGUGUGACUCCUGCUCUGCACUCCCCACUCAUGUCUGUGACUAAUGCUAUCUCAGGUCUGACUGCAGUUGGUGGGCUGGUACUGAUGGGAGGACACUAUCUCCCUCAAAACAUUUCCCAAAGCCUAGCAGUGCUUUCAGCCUUUAUAUCUUCAGUCAAUAUUGCAGGUGGCUUUUUAGUUACACAGAGAAUGCUGGAUAUGUUCAAACGUCCCACAGACCCUCCUGAGUACAACUAUUUGUACCUGCUCCCUGGUGGUGUAUUUGUAGGAGGCUAUGCAGCUGCUCUCAGUGGUGGCUAUAACAUUGAACAAGUGAUGUAUCUAGGCUCAGGACUGUGCUGUGUUGGUGCCCUGGCUGGUUUGUCUACCCAAGGAACAGCUCGUCUUGGAAAUGCUUUGGGUAUGAUUGGUGUUGCAGGAGGUUUAGCCGCAACUCUUGGAAGCCUUAAUCCCUCGCCUGAAUUGUUGGCACAGAUGUCAGGUGCAAUGGCACUUGGUGGGACCAUAGGUUUGACAAUUGCUAAACGCAUCCAGAUUACAGAUCUGCCUCAGCUAGUGGCUGCUUUCCACAGUUUGGUCGGUUUGGCUGCUGUGCUCACCUGUGUAGCAGAGUACAUGAUUGAAUAUCCUCACUUUGCCACUGAUCCUGCUGCAAACCUCACCAAGAUUGUGGCAUAUCUUGGCACAUACAUUGGUGGAGUGACAUUUAGUGGCUCUCUUGUUGCGUAUGGAAAACUGCAAGGUAUCCUGAAUUCUGCACCUCUGCUCUUGCCUGGUCGACAUGCAUUGAAUGCAGGAUUGCUGGCUGCCAGCAUUGGUGGGAUGAUACCCUACAUGAUCGAUCCUUCUUACACCACGGGAAUUACUUGCCUGGGUUCUGUGUCAGCACUCUCAGCCAUAAUGGGUGUCACUUUAACAGCAGCUAUUGGAGGUGCUGACAUGCCUGUAGUUAUUACUGUCCUGAACAGUUACUCUGGAUGGGCUCUGUGUGCUGAGGGCUUUCUCCUGAACAACAAUUUGCUGACCAUUGUUGGUGCACUCAUAGGAUCCUCUGGGGCCAUCCUCUCUUACAUCAUGUGUGUGGCUAUGAACCGUUCUCUUGCAAAUGUGAUUCUUGGGGGCUAUGGCACUGCAUCAACAGCUGGUGGGAAACCCAUGGAAAUUACUGGAACUCACACAGAAAUCAAUGUGGACAAUGCAGUUGAAAUGAUAAAAGAAGCCAAUAGUAUUAUUAUUACUCCAGGUUAUGGUUUGUGUGCAGCAAAAGCUCAGUACCCAAUAGCUGAUCUGGUGAAGAUGUUGAGAGAACAAGGGAAAAACGUCAGGUUUGGUAUUCACCCUGUGGCUGGCCGUAUGCCUGGUCAGCUGAAUGUACUGCUAGCAGAGGCUGGUGUUCCCUAUGAUAUUGUACUGGAAAUGGAUGAAAUCAAUGAAGACUUCCCAGAAACUGACUUGGUCCUUGUAAUUGGUGCAAAUGAUACAGUUAAUUCAGCAGCUCAGGAAGAUCCGAACUCUGUCAUAGCUGGAAUGCCAGUUCUUGAGGUCUGGAAGUCCAAACAGGUCAUUGUAAUGAAGAGAUCUCUGGGAGUUGGUUAUGCAGCGGUGGAUAAUCCCAUCUUCUACAAGCCCAAUACUGCCAUGUUGUUGGGAGAUGCUAAAAAGACCUGUGAUGCCCUGCAGGCCAAAGUCAGGGAAUCGUACCAAAGCUAAAUACUGAUUUAUAUUCUGCUCAUAUUUCCGACUACAGUUUUGUCACAGAGGUCACAGAAAAUGAGAGGUGGAAGAAUCUCUCAAUGUCCUAAGGCAGCUGGCUUUUGGAGAAGACUGCAUUGACUCCUAGGAGAUGUAGUUCAGUCAGGGGAUAUAGACUUUUCUAAAAAGAUGGGCAGAUUAGCCCUUCAAACUAAAUCUCCAAUGAGACAAUGCAUAAAAGAAUGAAAAUGUUCUUUUUAAGGUCAACAUUGUGCUGUUACAAGAAGGAACUAAUAACUCACACCCAUCUUUAAGUAGUUACUGACUUCCUCCUCCUUACUGUCUGUACUUCUGUCAUGGAAAUUCACUAAAAAAUACUGUGCCAAAACUGUAUUCAGUCUUAUCAUCAAAGCUGUUUUUUGGCUGGUAUGGACAAUGCAACUGUUGAUUUCAUCAAAACUUAAAAAUAAAUUUCAAACAGAUGCGAGCAGAAGCAAGUCCUUGCAUGUCCCUUCAAACUCAGGACAUUCUCUGAAAUAGAUAUGUACAUGAUGUGAGAUCUUAGCAUAAUGUUCUUUUUCUUUUGGGGAUUGUAUGGAUGCUGUGAAUCAGGAACAUUUUAGGAAAGUCACUUUUCUUUAAAAUACGGUUCCACUUUUUAUGGUGCACACAUAUGUUAAAUGAAACACAGGAUAUCAGGCACUUGCCAAGUAAUCUUCAAGUCUGACAAGGAAAUGUGCAUUUACUUGCGCUGCUUACCUAUUUUAAGCAGCUGCUAAAUUCUCCAUCAUUUCCAGUCGUUGCCUUUUUAAGUGUCUGAGAAAGACUAUGGUCCAGUUCUGCACAGGCAGAAUGUCUUGCAUACCUGAUCUGUUCACAGAAUUUGGACCACAGUGUUUCAGUUUAUUCACUUAGUUUUUAAUUGUACUUACUACUUUAGUAGUAGUGAUGCUUUCUUGUGAUGCUGAAAAAACCACGUUUGAACUCUCACUGUCUAUUCUGUUCUUGUGAGAUCCCACCUGGAUUGCUGUCUUCAGCUCUGGGGCCCCCAACACAAGAAAGAUGUUGACCUGUUGGAACAAAUCCAGAGGAGGCCACUAAGCUGAUCACAGGCUCUGAGCACCUCUGCUGUGAGCACAGGCUGAGAGAGCUGGGAUGCUCAGCAGGGAGCAGAGAAGGCAUCGGUGACACCUUGUAGCACCUUCCAGUACCUAAAAGGGGCCCCAAAGAGUGCGGGAGAAGGAUUUUUCACAUGGGCAUGUAGUGACAGGACAGAGGGGAAUGGCUUCAGACUGACAGAGGACAGGUUUAGACUAAAUGUUAAAUUCUUUGCUGUGAGAGUGGUGAGGCUCUCACAGUAAAGAAGGGUUCCCAGAGAAGCUGUGGAUGUCCCAUCCCUGGAAUUGCUCAUGACCAAGGCUGUAUGGGGCUCUGAGCAGCCUUGUCUAGUGGAAGGCUCCCUGCCCAUGGGAUUCCAAUUGCACCUGGAUGGUCUUUAAGGUCCCUUACAACCCAAGCCAUUCUAUGCUUCUAUAUUUAAGAUGCUGGAGUUCAUUAGAAUUAUUCUAAAUAAAUAAGCUAUUAUUGGGACAGCAAAGACACAUACUAAACUUAAAAGCCAGUGUUUUGAUUGUUUGACUUUUCACUAAUCUAAUUAAAAGCCUGUUUAAUUCCCAUAAGUCCAGCAAAUUUAAAUUAUGACAUAGAUUGCUGUUUUGUUUUUUUAUUUUAGUAAGUAUCCUCAACUGAAAUUCAAAUAUUUGCCUAAUAACAUGGAUUUGUCAUAGUUCCAUAAUGAUAUAGCAGCUGUCCAUGGUGAAAAGGCAAAAUAGAAAUCACUGUCUUUGUGUUAGAGAAGACAAACUAUUUUGAAGAAAGUCUUGAAAUUAAUGCAUCUUGGUUAAGAAAACAAACAUUAUUACACCAUGCAUAGAGACCUCAUAUAAAAUACAGCAUUUCUUCUUGGCUACCUCUGUUUUUAUGUGAAGAUCGCUUAAAACACAGAUUUUGAACAGGUAAUACAUUAAAAAUGUAACAAUAUACAGCAGAUCUAUCAUUUUUGCAGAUCUCUUUUCUAUGAUUUGACAUAAAAUUUUUCAUGCAAGCACUAAUAUGUUGUAUACUGCAGGAAAAGGCUUGUAAUUUAAUUUUAAUUUAAAACACUGUGACAGCUAUAUUUGAAUGUGGCAUGUAUAGCCUCUCAAUUUCAUUGCAUUCAACUUUUCCUUCAGGUCUAUAAAAAUAGGAGGGAAAUUGGAGAAGAGGGAAGACAAAAAAUUAAUUCUCCAUCUCCCUCCCAGUUAAGCAAAAUAAAAAAGGGGGAUAUGGAGGGAUUUAACAUGCUAAAGCAUUAAUUUUUGUCUUGUCAAACUUGAAGUAUCCAGCUGCAGUACACAUCAUGUGCGUUCAUAGAUAGCUAAUAAAAGAUCUAGCUUUUCUUUAAAAAAUAGCAUAUGGGGGAGGGGGAACACUUUUUCAUUUGUACUCGGAGAAAAACCCCAUUCUGUUACUUUGGAUCAGUAGUACCAUGGUUCUCUUUAACAUGUGCUUUACCAUGGAACAAUAGAUAAUUGCUGAAGUGCUAAUAAAAAGUCAGUUAUUUUU
Molecule: messenger RNA, 7341 nt
Organism: Pyrgilauda ruficollis (rufous-necked snowfinch)
Lineage: Eukaryota; Metazoa; Chordata; Aves; Passeriformes; Passeridae
Gene: NNT
Product: nicotinamide nucleotide transhydrogenase
Exons: 25
Coding region: 1615-4755 (1046 amino acids)
Biological process (GO): proton transmembrane transport; NADPH regeneration
Cellular component (GO): mitochondrial inner membrane
Molecular function (GO): NAD binding; NADP binding
Source: RefSeq, a predicted model, not a curated record